GUACAACAGUGUCGACAGUAGAGUUUGAUAAACCCGAGUACAACGUAAGAGAAGAAGUUGGAGAAGUACUUAUUCCAAUCAAGAGAACAGGUGAUCUCAGGAAAGAGAUGAUGGCUGUCUGCUCCACAGAAUCAGAUACGGCUACAGGGACUAUCCCGACUAAUGUCCAGUCGUUCUCUGAUUUCAUCAGUCGACCAGAGAGUCACAAGAGUGUGAUCAGGUUCAACGUGGGGCAGGAUCUGAACUACUGCCGAUUAGUGAUCAUAGACGAUUCGCUCUUCGAGGAGGAGGAAUCCUUUAAUGUCCGACUUUCUCUGCCCAUGGGAGGCCAAGUAGGAGAACAGAAUGAAACAAAAAUCAUCAUCGUUCCGGACAAGAAUGACGGUAUGGCAGCUAUUUGA
Molecule: messenger RNA, 401 nt
Organism: Limulus polyphemus (Atlantic horseshoe crab)
Lineage: Eukaryota; Metazoa; Arthropoda; Merostomata; Xiphosura; Limulidae
Product: FRAS1-related extracellular matrix protein 2-like
Exons: 2
Coding region: 108-401 (97 amino acids)
Source: RefSeq, a predicted model, not a curated record